AUGCGCGACCCGCUGGUGUGCCAGCUGGACGCCCACCGGACCAUGGCCCCGGCGCCGCCCGGGGCCCUCUUCCAACCGGACGACACCCCGGCCUGGACGCAGGAGCACCUGGCCGAGGUGUCGGCCCGUCUGAGCGCCAGUCGCCGGGGGACGCGCGCGCACCGGCCCGGCGCCCCGGUCCGGGGGCUGGAAUUCUCGGCCGACGGCCGGCGCCUGGCAUCGGUCGGCGGCGGGGGCGACCUCCUGCUGUGGGACCUGCAGCCCGGGGGCCAGGGCGGGCUUGGGCUCCAGCCGCUGGGCACCCCGCGCCAGGUGGCCGCCGCCUUGCGCGAGCGCGCAUGGACCCCCUCGGCACAUGCCAUCAACACGCUGCUGGCUUUCCCGCCGGCCGGCGACGAGACGUCCACCGGCCCCGGCGGCGGGUCCGGCACGAUGCCCAGCCGGUCGGCCGUGCUGGCGGCCGUCGGGCUCGGCCGGGCGCGCGCCCAAGCGCCCCGGCACCCGGCGGCCCGUGCACCCGCAGCGCCGGAUGCCCGGCCGCGGCGACGGUCUCGCCGGGCGGCGCCCCCCCCCGGGCCCCGGGGCUCGGAUGUCCCGGCGGCCGCCGUUGCCCAGCCAGCCGGCCGCCGCGCCACGCCAUACUACGCCUUUGCCUCGGCGCCGCUGGCCAUCAUCGACCACCUGGAGGUUCCGCUGGUUGUGGCCCCCUCGGGCGACUCGAUCGCCAUCUUCAACAUGCUCACCGGGGAGAAGGUCCGCGAUCUUGUCGGGCACUUUGGCCAGGUCACCUCGGUGCGAGUGCGUUCCCCCCGGGCGGGCGGCUUGGUGGAGCUGGUCUCCGCCGGCGGCGGGGGGCGCAUUCUCCGCUGGGUGCCGGCCGUCGGCUGUCGGGCCAGCAACUUCGCCACGGCCGAGUUCUCCAGCCCGGCGUCGCUGGCAUCCCGCCCGCACCUGGCCCUGCCAUUCACCCCGCCCGAGGAGAUGGCCAUGCCGGCGGAGGCUGCCCUCCCGGGGGGCCCGGCCCCGGCCCUGGGGCCCGGCUUGGCAGCGGGCGCGUCCCCCGCGCAGGCGCCCCACCCGACCAAGCCCCCGGCCUCUGGCGGCAUGCCCCGGCCCUUGCUGCCGGCGGAGGCAUCCCACGCCGAGGCGCUGGCCGCCGCCGGCCUCCACAGCGUCGACAUCGACCAAUGGAGCUCCUCCGACGAGGACUAA
Messenger RNA from Fonticula alba, 1212 nucleotides. RefSeq lists its product as hypothetical. The transcript has 2 exons. Gene Ontology annotation, molecular function: protein binding. The record is from RefSeq and is a predicted model, not a curated record. Bases 1 to 1212 code for a protein of 403 amino acids. NCBI's taxonomy places the organism in Eukaryota, Rotosphaerida, Fonticulaceae. Gene Ontology annotation, biological process: transcription-coupled nucleotide-excision repair; protein polyubiquitination; proteasome-mediated ubiquitin-dependent protein catabolic process. Gene Ontology annotation, cellular component: Cul4A-RING E3 ubiquitin ligase complex; nucleotide-excision repair complex.